UCUUUCAGGAGAAAGAAUAGAACAUAAAAGAUGAAAUAAAUGUAGAUAAAAGAUCAAGGCAUAUAUAAUUUCUAUAGAUAGGGAAUAUUGAUGGAGAAUUAUUUUGAGGGGCAAGCUUUUAUAUUGCUUAGUCUUUUACCGAUUCCCGCUUCCGCUGAAACAAUAGCAGACACAUGGACUGCAGGAGUUGAACUGGUGUUUGCAAAUUCUGGCAGCCGUCAAACAUUUCCAGCAGAUAAUGGAAAUUUAUAAGCGAAGAAAAUGGAAUACGAUAUAAAAUUUAAGAAAAUAUACAUAUAGAGUAUCCGAAAUAAAAGUACUCGUUAGACUUAAAUAAAAAGUUGAAAUUUUUCUGACUUAAACGAGAAACUAAAGAUUAGCAAUAUACAAGACAUAAUUAUUAUAAAAAUAGUAUAUUUCUUUUUUCUCUGAUCAGGAAGAAGAAAACGUUGAAAAUACUCCUGAAAUUUUGGUCGGUUCAAAGUGGACGGGAAUAUGGAUAACAUGGGGUGGUGGUUUCAUUUCCGCUGGUAUCGAGGGGGCAAUGAAACCUUUAGUGAUGCAGGAAUAUAAGAAAAAACAUGGAAUUACAAGCUUGUAUCCAGAAACGUUUCUGUAUUAUGGAGUUCGCGGGACGAACGUUUUAUGGAGCACCGCGUUCUGUCACGCUCAUUGCGAGACACAUACGACUUUCGGCAUUGAUUUUUCGAAAGUUUGGGCCAUGCAAAAAAAUAACGAUACGAUCGAUGUUCGGCUUUUCGUUCGUGCGAGCCAAAAUAUCCAAAUACGUUUGUAUCAAACUCCAUCGAUAGAAUAUCCCUCUGUGACGGUAAUAAUAAGUAAAGACGUUACGACACUUACGUAUCAAGAAUUCGAAGAAUCGUCGAAACAUUAUUUAAAAGAGAUUUCCACCUCAGGCUUGCUCGAUUUUUGGUCAUGGAGAGAGUUCAGUAUCAGCAUUUUUGGCGGACAUUUACGCGUGUAUUCACAUAAGCAGAGAGGUGCUAUUGAAUUAUUGUACAUGAACGAAAUCUUUUUUGCUAGUUUGAGGUGGUUUAGCAUUGGAAGCGAAAAGACAAUAGCUCAAUGGACGCUGUUUUGUUCUCCGGAAGGUAACAUUCCUCGAUUUAAAUCUUCGUGUUACGCGUAUUUAUCGUCAGAUGUGCGUAAUUUAAAUUUCAUAGUAGAAUGCAAUUAUACUGAAGAAAAUAUACUCAAUAAAUGAUUCUACGCCGAUACGAAAGGCGAUUAUAAGAAACUUACGUUUAAAUAGAAUCAGAUGCGGUAGAGGAUGCUUGGCCACCAAAUUGUUUGUCCGAUAUAGGAGAUUUUCAAUUCAAAGGUACACAAUGGACAAGCAUUAAUGAAAUUCCAUGUAUUCCAUGGAUAUCGAAAGAAGUAAGAAAUAUACUUAGGAAAAGGUUAUUAAUAUAUCAAGCUAAAGAUGUUAAUUAAAAGACAAAUGAUUUUGACAUGAUUCAGACACUCGAUCUUUCAGACAGUACAUACUUACAUAACGCGUGCAAUCAUAGUACAUAUGUAAAUCUGUAUUACAAUGAACAACAAUAAUUGUUGCAAUUACUGUAAUAAUUACUGUAAACAUGAAAUUUUUCAUUUGGUAUACGCAUGUCUUUUAAUAAGAUCCCAGCAGAGAGUAAAUCUGUAUUACAAUGAACAACAAUAAUUGUUGCAAUUACUGUAAUAAUUACUGUAAACAUGAAAUUUUUCAUUUUGGUAUACGCAUGUCUUUUAAUAAGAUCCCAGCAGAGAACAAAGAUGACAAAAAUUUUAUCGACGGGUCUGCUUUGAAGGCACUUAAUAAAUGUAGAAAUCCCACUCGCGACUCCAAUGGUCCCUAUUGUUACGCAUACAUCCCUUGGGAGAGUGUAACGAUUUCAAAACGAUAUUGCUCCGUUCGAAAAUGUAGA
Molecule: messenger RNA, 1928 nt
Organism: Bombus terrestris (buff-tailed bumblebee)
Lineage: Eukaryota; Metazoa; Arthropoda; Insecta; Hymenoptera; Apidae
Exons: 6
Coding region: 545-1225 (226 amino acids)
Source: RefSeq, a predicted model, not a curated record